UAUUAUUAUUUUCACUACACGCUUUCAAAGCCUUCUUCAAACUUCACUUCUGUGUUUGCAUGUCACUCGCGUCUCUGCAAAUACUCCAGAUUUGCAAUCUGAAAUUCCUGCAAGUGCAUCAUUUCAGCUCUUUCACGUUCCAGUACUUUUAUCUUCUUCUAAGAGAAGUGUAGAAAAUCUUGGGGUUUGUGCUCAUUUUAAAAGUUUCCUUAGUCUGCUGUAGUGCACGGGGUUCAUGCUCCAUUGCUCAGAGCCAUGUAACAAGCCCUGUAGUUCUGCCUUCUCCUACCUCUCCACCAACAAAAGGCUUCAAUUGCUCCUCAAGGGUUCUGUCUUCUUUCUUGUUCCUUUGUCUUGUUGAUACUCUGCGUGUUCUUUCAUCACCCCUUCCGUUGGAGUUAGUUUCCAUUUUCCAGCCAAAUACUGUCCAUGUUACCCACUCUAGCUUUGUUCUCUGCUUUCCUCGUACUCUUCACAAAGCAGUACAUGUUCUGAUUGAUGCGUGGCAUUGCUGGAGAGGGAAACCUACCUAAAAUUGCUUGACAGAGUUGUGAGAAAUAAGGAAGUUUCAUUUAUGCAUACAAGUUUGUCUUGCACUUCAGUUUGUGUCCCUAAUCUGGAAAGAAAGGGAAGGUUAUGUUUCUGUGUGGCUUGAAUUGAAGUUUAUAGAGACCCAGGAGCAACACCUCCAUGGACAGAUGAGGAAGUAAAGAGAGGAAAAACUCAGACAUCUUGUUCUUUCUAUUGCUGUGCUCCAGCCUGCUUUCUUCCUGGAUCUUCUUUCUAAACCAAGUUAUAUAGAAGUAACACAAUUGUGUGAGGUGCUGUUUCUGUAUCUGUGCUUACUCUUCAGCAAACCACUUCUUUCUCAAAAUUGGAGGCAGUUGAUUGUCUUUCCCAGCUAACUGUGUUAAGGGACGUUAUUUUAAACUCUUAAGCAUAAAGAAUGUCUGUAAAUUGAUUCCCCUGUAAUUGGUAGUAAAGUUCUCAUUAAUUUCACGUGUAUCAGGAUUUCAUCUGUGGAUUUCAAAACUUAAAAUUAAAAGCAUUGAAUUUCAAAGUGCUAAAUCCUAGUUUGUGCUUACAUCUUGAACAAAAGAAUAAUACUGACAUUCUGGCUGAGCAUAUUUCUCAGUCUCAGGUUUGCACCUGCAUGUUUUGUGUUUUUUUUUUUCCAAGCAUUAACUGUGUAGCAAAGCUUUUUAUAGUUAUGUGCAUUUCUAACCGUUGUGUUGCCAGAAUAGAUCACAGGGAUGGGCACCAGUGCACGGAUUGCUAAUCUUGCGUGGGCCGUGUGGCUUUGGGAAAUUUACUGCAAUGUAGACAGACAUUAUUUUAAGACAUCACAGGUUAUUACACCUUUUUUUAAAAAGUGUUUUUUAAACUCUUUUCACCAAAAUACAGGGGAAUCAUAGCGUGUAAAUGUACAUUUAAAAUGUAACUUUAAAAAUUCUGUGUUGAUCACCUCCCUCUAUAGAUAAAGCUUUGAUCUCUUUACUGCUGUCCAUGCUUUGUAAAUUUUAACAAUCAACAGGUCUGUUGAAGGGAUGACCUCGUUACAAGGAGGUGUUACAAAAUCUAAUCUUGUUCCUGCAUUAAUUAAUGGAACCGGUUAUCAGUGUUCGCUGUUCAAUAGGAAGUGAUUUUCACUUUUCUCUAGGCAAAGGAGGUUAAGAAGUAUCCAACGAAGUUUAAAAACAACUCAGGAGAUCAUUGGCUGCUUUUUUCUUCUAAGUUUCUUGAAACACUGAUUUUGCAAGAUUGUGCACAGCAUAUCCCUGUUUCACAAAGACUGCUCCUGCUGUUGGCUGGUGCUGAACUCUAACUCUGGUGUGCUCUGUAUUGGCAGGAUACUUCUGUUCACAAGCAGCCUCGUUCAUUUUGAUAGUUCUGCCCUGACAUUUCGGAAUGCUGUUCAGUGGUUUUUCAUGGUUUGGGACCAGAUGGUUCAGCACAUAGCAAGACUAAAUCUGUAUUGCUGAUAAAUUGUAACAAAAUCUGAAGUAAUCCACUUAAAUAUAGGUACACACACAUACAAUUCAGUUAAAAUGUAUUUUAAGUGAUGUCAUGCUUGCAACUUUUACUUCCACAAAGUUCAGAGGAAGAAAGGAAGCUGUUCUUUGUGAUUUCAGUGUAAAUGCUACAAUUGAACUGAAUCCAGCAUAUCUGUGUAGUAAGGAGAACCUGAUACCUAAUCGUCAGGAGCAAAGAAGAUUAAAUUUGUCACCGUUGUCUCAGAUGGGUUUUCAGUUCUCAGGCAGGCGCAACUGGGAUGCAGCAAGAGACUUGCAGAGAUAUAGGCAUCAUUACCCGGGUUUGAUAGAAUCAGAAAAUGAGGAGGAAGAACAGAUGUGGAACUUGAGCUUUUACAAAAAUGAAAUUUCUUUUUUGCCUCAGGGUUUGCAUAUUGAAACUCUGCUUGAAUUGUGGUGGGACAACUUUGAAGUUCUGGAAGAAAACCAUUCGUACAUACAGUGGCUAUUCCCCUUACGUGAACGUGGGAUGAACUUGCGUGCCAAACCACUAACGCUUCAAGAAAUUGAGGCUUUUAAGAAAUCUGAGGAAGUCAUGGAAAGGUUUAUACGCGCUUAUCAGCUCAUGUUGAGAUUUUAUGGAAUAAUUCUGACUAACCAGGAGACUGGAGAACUCAAGAGAGCAGAGAAUUGGGCUGAAAGAUUUCAAAACUUGAACUGGUUUAGCCACAACAAUUUGCGGAUCACUCGCAUUCUGAAGUGCCUGGGGGAGAUGGGAUAUGAACACUAUCAAGUGCACUUGGUAAAGUUUUUCCUAACUGAAACUCUUGUUAAGGAGACGUUACCAAAUGUCAAGAGAAGUGCCUUGGAUUACUUUCUAUUCACUGUCAGAAGCAAGCAGAAGAGAAGGGAACUAGUGCACUAUGCUUGGCAACACUACAAACCUCAAAACAGCUUUGUAUGGGGGCCGCAUGACAAACUCUCAAAGUACAGACCCCGCUCUGCCAAGUCACAGCUGCACCAAACUGUUGGAAGUAAACAGGAAGAACCUGGUAGAAAAUGUGAUGUUUCUGUGGAAAAGGGUCAGAACCCAUCUCUAGAGGAAGAACAGCAAGCUGGAGGUGCUGCAGACUUGUGGCCUAAAGCGAAUGAAGAGGACACGAGAGAGAGGUUAAGUGAGUGUGUUUCAGAGGGAGGAGAUGGUGAAGAUGAGAAGGAAGCUUUGUUUACCCAGCAGGAAGAGAAUGAUUUCAGCAGUAAGGCUGAAGCGCAGGGUAUGGCAGAGAAUGAUUGUGCAAAGGAGAGCAAGAAGAGAAAACUGGAUGCAAAUACGGCAGACAAUAUAAAGAGUGGAUCAUUGAAAAGCCCUCCUGAUAUUGAGAAAAUUUCCCGUAAUCUGGGUGAAUGUGCACUUGAUGCAGAAACCUCCCCCUCAAGUUCCCUCUUACAAACAGAAGAGGGCCAGGAAAUGCUGAAAGAAGAUGAUGUGAACACCAAAGACUUAACAGUGCCAGAGACUGCUGAUGCCACCGUAAAACGGAGGAAAGUUGAUAAAAGAACACAAAGAAACAAAACAUUCAGCUUGGCCAUAAACCUGAACAUGGGGCUGCCUGCGCGCAGUGCCCAGUUGCAUCCACCUGUGUCAAACACAAAGGCUGAAGAGGAAAAAGUUGGUGAGAAAAAAACAACUGUGGAGGAGAUGGGUGAGAAGGGUGGGGGUGACACAAACAGUGGGGCUCUGAGCUGCCCAGCUGGUUCCAUGCUCCCUAAGACUAGCUGGACGUCUCCAUUAAGUGACGGCUUGGAGUCAGGUGCAGAUCAAGUCACAGCAAAGAGUGACCAGCACCUCUGUGAUAGCAUGCUCCUGGGAAGGAAAAGUGAGGCAGAUGGGAUAGAACAGCAUAAAAGGGCAGCAAACGCAAGUGAAGAAGAGGAAGCAAAAGCCACGAGCAAGAAACAAGUUCCAGGGAGUCUUGAACAGAAUAUGGCAUCCACUUGUCCUGAACAAGACAGUGCUGAGCUUGCAAUACAGAAAACUGAUAACUCUGAGCAUGCAGCAGAACCUGAUGAAGAACAGGUGGCAGAGUGAGACCGGCAUAGCAAACACUUGAGCAAGCAGAGAUGACAUUGCCCUAACUGCUGGGAGCUAGCUUUACGGAUCUGUACACCACAGGUGCAUGGAAAAAUAAACUUUGUUUGGACUGAUCCAGGCUAGACCCUGUGUCACUUUCAGCCUUCCACGCUUUUUUAUAAGUCAUCUGUAGUGAUUUCAUUGAGAACGAGCUCUUGGUUACCCUGAAAAUGAGUCGUCAUCCUAAACAGGCUGCGUCCUGUUCCUGUUUCUAUCUGAUGUUCAGAACUAUCAUGGAGCAACAGGGAUUUUUGCACUUUGCUUUGGUUCUGGUGUGUCCCUUUUCAAAGAAGAGGGAAACUAAUCUGAUUCCUUGUUUGAACUAGAAAAGUAUUUAUAAAACACACAAAAUUUACUGUAAGAUAGCAUGCCUGAUUUGCCAGACCUUUGUGUUUCUAUUUCUGUUUCUAUUACCAUGGAACUUCUUUAUCAUUUUGCAUCAUGUGGGAGUGUAGUUGCCUUUCCUCCUGUAAGAAAAUAGGUUUGAGUUCAGACUGGGAUAAAACGUAUGGCCGUAAGGUGUCUCUGACCAGUAUUAACCUGCGUGUCCAGAUACUGUUCUCCAGGGUGCAGAAACAUUGGGUAACUGUUCCCUUUAUCCUCAGCAGAAGUUGCUUCUUAGUGCUUCUUAGAUUUGCUAAGAAUACAAAUUGUCUGGUUUCUAAGAGAAACCUUCAGGCUUUGUGUAAAGCUGACUGGAGCUCUUCUUCCCCGUCUUUUUCCACCACCUUCAGGAGCUUGAUAGUCUUCCACAGCUAUUUAUGUCCGCUACUAGUUCAAAGGUCUCUCUUCCUCGAUUGCUAAAACAGAAUAAAUAUUUUUUGUCACUGCAUCUCUUCAGAUUUUGGUGUUGCUUUGAGAUGGCCUCCAGGGCUAUCUUUCCUGCAGGCCUGCUGAACGCAGCUAGCUGUCUCAAAUCUCACCCGCUUCCUAGUUGUGGCAGGAUUGUUCUACCAUUAAUGAUCAGCAUGUCAGACAGCGAGGGCACGUUCGAGUGCAGCGUGUCUGCUAACCACUUGGGGCUUUGUUGUGGGCCGCUUAAUUGAAGCUUUAAUUGGUGGGGGUACGCUUGUCUGGUUCAUUGAUUUACAGCCCUUAAGAAUUUACUUUCAGCCCUUGCCAGCUCCUUGCCUGCCUUAAUGUUACUGACCUCUCUGCUAGCUGUUCUGCCUGACUUGUACAGGAUUCAACCAAGUCUGAAGGAGCACUGAACAAUUUAGCACUUUUGCUCCGUGAGGUUUACAACAGAGGACGUGUUUCAUGAAGCAGAGGAAACAUUUUCAACAGCCAGAAGGUCUGGACUCGCUGUUUGCCCAGCUUGUUUGUUUUAGUUUUGGGGUUUUCAGGUGCUGUUUGUUUUGUGUAGGGGAUGGCUAGGGGCUUGCUUGCCUCAUCAGAGAGCAGAUGCAGUCGCCUGUGCAAUGUCAAUGUCUUUCCUCUCUCUGCUACAGCUCUUCAGAAGUUCAUCUUUCAAGGAAUUUGAUCUGUGAUUGGCCUUCUCAGACUGUAGGCCCCGGUGCAGCAUGCCACAUCCAUGCGUGUGGGGAUUAAAAAAAAAAGUCUGCAAGCUUCUUAUUUAAUGCUCAUGGUCACACACAUGCUGGAAAAAGGCUUUAAUGUUUUUUAAAUAACUUUCUUAUGAAAAGAUGGUGUUAAAUUGCCAAUAAGAAUACACUUAAAUACAGAUAUAAAUACUUGAAGAUGUGGAGUGAAAAUUCUUUAAUAAAAGAUAAGUAAAAAAUUGUUAAUCAUGGCUUUUGUACAGAUUUAUAGUAAUUUUGUUAUUUAAUGAAGUUUUCAUUGUGAACACAUGCUCAGUUGGGGCAUAGCUCAUAAAUCUGGUGUGGUGAUGUUCAGUUUCUUUUGUGUUUAAUGGGGUUUCACUGUGAGCCCUAGUGUGGAGUGCUCAAAACGAGCUGUUCCCUACUGUGGCCAGUUCAGAGUUUCGGCUGUAGGUGUUUGCAGUGAGUUCACGGGCUGUAUUCUCCAGCACUCGGAGCUGUAUGACAGUGUUACAUUAAUGUCACCUAUUAAAGCAUGACUUCAAUGCA
Messenger RNA from Cygnus olor (mute swan), 6155 nucleotides. It is a transcript of the gene OGFR, whose product is annotated as opioid growth factor receptor. The coding region runs from base 2068 to 4062 and encodes 664 amino acids. Gene Ontology annotation, cellular component: membrane. The transcript is spliced from 8 exons. NCBI's taxonomy places the organism in Eukaryota, Metazoa, Chordata, Aves, Anseriformes, Anatidae. The record is from RefSeq and is a predicted model, not a curated record. Gene Ontology annotation, molecular function: opioid growth factor receptor activity.